CAAAUUCAUUUCAAGAAAACCGGUGCUUACGGGUAUCCGGCAACUUGGUAACGAGAUGCGAGAUUUCUGCGUUAUCGCAUUUUUGUCGCAACUUGCCCAUCGUAUCUAGCGUGAAAACCUCCCCGGCUGGCUGGCGUAGCUAGCCGCAUGACACCGCUCAGCUAUCCGGCGUUAGAAUCCGCAAGCUAGUAUACGGUUGAGCCCCCAACCUCAGCAAGCUUGAAAUCUUACAAAAAAUAAUCAGAUAGAUGAAAUCCAGUCAUUAGGGCAAUGUCAGAUCUACAUGUAGACUGCAAGUUGAUCACUUCUGAUACAUUUUCUUAGCUAAUGGGACUUCAGAGUGGAAAUAGUUUAAACUAAAGAUGUUCAAGAAUGAAUUCCAGGGUGGUCCCUUUGUGGAAGUAUUCAGCUCACAGGGUAAAGAACCCUUAUCUAAAUGGAAACUGUCAGGGCAGACUUCUAUUCAGAAGUUAUUUGACAAGGAAUGCAAGAGUUACAUUCACACUCUUGAGGGAGCAUCAACAACCACCAAGAUACAGCUGCCUAAAGAAAGCAAACAAGCUUUGUUGCUUAUUCAACGGUAUCUGGUAAUACAGUCAUUCAUUCCUCUUGGUCAAGACUUCUCCAUGGAACUAGGGGUCACUGAUAUGGGCAACAACAAGAGACGAUUGUUUUUCUCAACUGCUCAGAAGGAGACUUCUGCAACACCACUUCAUGCUAAAGUACCUCUCACCAUUAUUAAGAGAGCAAUUUGGCUAAAUCUUACUAUUGACAUGGUGUCACUUGUUGGUGAGAUGUUCAGGGGUCAAACGUUCAAGUCACUUGAUACCAUCAUCAUCUCAGCAUGCUGUAAGCUCAGGAAGAUAUUCACCUUGAAAGACCAACCUGGAGAUACCACUGAUGAUGACGAAUUGUAUGAUUGUACGCCAUUAACCAACAGUGCUUCAGAUAUUUCACCUGUACCAAAAGCUUGCCAAUUUACUUCAGAUGUUCCCUAUCACACCCAGAUUCUUUCAAUGUCUAAGUUAAGACAUGCUGAAUUCAAAUUAAGAGGAGACGGAAGCAGACCUUCAUCAUCCAGUGAACCUGAUUUGAAUUCCAGUCUGAGGGCCAAAGAUGAUAGACCAACACACAUAGCAUUUGGAACUAAAGUAUAUGCUCCUCAAACAUCAUCUGGAAGAAAGGUAUCUGCAAGAGAAAGAGAGGGUUCAGGUCACAGUGGAAGUAGAUCAAGUCGAUCAUCACAUUCCCGGUCACAGGCAUCAGAUGAUCCUUUACCUAGUGCACGAGGUGUAGCUCCCUCUAUUGGUGAAAAGGUAGACAAACUAGUUGUGCAUGGCCACACUCGUCAGCAGUCAGAUCCAGGAACUGAGAUUGACAAUCCAGACAAAGUUGAUAAAGAUACUUUAACUGGGAGUAAGACUUGGACAGCACCUGUGAUCAGGGAGGAUUCUGCAAGGCAUCCACACCCACCCAGGGAGAAUUCGGGUGGAAAGUCACGCAGAGUUGUCAAGGUUCGUCCAAGCAGCGGGAAGAAAAGCGAUGCCUCGGAAUCAAGCGAUGUGGACCUGACAUCAGCCAGGGGGAAGCAAAAAUUGAGCUCCAGAGGCAACACCUCAGGUGCUAAUACCUCAAAUGCCAGUAGGAGUGAUUCAAUGGCCGCUUUGUCCACUGGCAUGCAGAACAUGAACAGCAAAUCAGCAGGAAGAGGUAGGACUCGUUUAGAUAGCCUGUCUGAAUCGGACGAUCACCAAGAGGCCAUUGGAGAUGGGCGCAACGGAAGACUUGCCUCUGGGCGCAGUAAGAUCCCUCGGAGAAAGAAGAAAGACAGAAGCAAUGGUAGCAGUAAAAUGACUGGUGUGUCAGAAAAGGAAGAGUUGGUAGGAAGUGAUAAUGUUGGCUCAAGGACUGCUAGAUCAAGAGAGAAGAAAGGGUCAUCAGAUGGAGUUUCUUCAGUGCAAUCUGUGGAAGGGAGAGUUGUAAAGAAUGGUGAUGAUAUUAGUGUGAAGAUGGGAGAAUCAGAUUCAGGUGUGGCAUUCUCAGUUGAAAUGUCUGAUCCUGAAGGCAGUCAUUCUGUUGUGUCUUCAAGCAGAUCAAUUAAAACAGAUGGUAAAGAUAAGAAUGCCCUUUAUACAUUCAUGUCACCUCCUCAUACUGUUCCAGUUCGAGCACCAGACAGUUCAAGACAACUAGAUCCAAGUAAACUUCAGAUGAAAAUGCAAGCCAUCCUAGAUAGUUCAACUCCAAGCAACCUCAGUGAAGACAAAAACAAGGACAACUUUGACACUGUGAAACAAUCAUCCAGAGAACUUAUCAGUCCCGAGACGGAUUUCUUGAGACAUGCCCAGCUGAACGAUGACUCUGAUCUCGAAGACGAUUGGCAAGGGAACGGUAGAUUGAAUGUCAAUAGAACGAUUGAGCGUUCCCGGUCACGUUCCCCGAAGAAUAGGACGGGUGAUGAUGAUGGAAAUGAAAACAUCAGUUCAAUGCCUGAGAGCAGUAGAUCUAAUCAACGUCAACAGCCGUCGAUGAGUUUAUCACCAACGUUACGUCGGAGUAAGCUUGCUUCCUUGGCUCAAAGCCAAGGAGGGGCAUCACAGCAAGCUGCCAGGCUUUCAGUAUCAAGGAUGAGUAUCAGAUCAAAACACCUCAAAGAAAUACCAAAGGAUGAUCCAAGGGUGUCUGAUGACUACGACUGGAGGAAAUACCAAUCUAAUAACAGUUCGCUGGCCUCCUCACUUGAAGCCAACAUGCUGGCAAGCCUUAAGAGACAGCAGCUUGAAGAGCUGUAUGAAGAUCGUAAUGAGGGAGCAGCGAACAAUAGCUUUGAGAUUCACAACUAUGGUGACGAUGAUGAGAGCAGCUCCAGUGAUGAUACCAAUACAACCAUUAGCACUUGGAAACCUCCGGAUAAUUUGAGGAGAGGCAAAGGCUAUCAAGAAGAAAUGAAUUAUGCUCCAACUGGCAACCCUCUUAUGCAGUCAAAUCCAAGAGACUGGUCCAAUCUCUUUAGUCCACCCAUUGUGCUACCUAGUGAGAAGAAGCUUCAGAAUGAACAGUCUCAACUCUCACCUGUCAAUGAGUUUGGAUCAGGGGUGCUGAAUGAUGGUGGUCGACACAAGUCAACAAGCAGUGAUGUCAGAGGAGGAGGAGGGGAUACUGACGGAGAAGAAGAGCUUGAUCUACUCUAUGAUCCUUGCCUUAAUUGCUAUUUUGACCCAAGGACUGGCAAGUAUUACGAAUUAGCAUAAAGGUACUUUUUAAUAAUCGUUUCAUAUUAUAUAAAGGAUUAUUUUGAGUAUGUUGUAUUCAUGUCAUGAUGUCAUGUAUGUUUGCAGACUUAAUAAGGAUUCAACUGCCGGCAGCUGAGCUAUAUGCAGCUUUUUUUUACAGUCACAGGAUUUUGGAGAAUUUGAACCCCCAAUUUCUCAACACAUGCACAUAGUUGAUCAGUAAUCUUUCUUGUGUAACUUUUUACAAAAUUAUUGAAUCACUGUUAAUAUUUAUUUUGUAUCACAAUCAGAUAUUUGAUUAAGGUACAGUCCUCAGUUUUCCAAGGUAUGGGAAACAAAAGUAAAAUCCCAGAAUUCAAAGAAAUUUACAGAAAACAUUGUUGACUAUGAAAUUUGAAUCAGAAAUUCACAAUGAAAAUCCUGAAAAUCAAAGUCAAAUCCUAUAAAAAAGAAAAUUCUGCAUCCUUAUAAAAUCUGCCAAUGUGCUAUUAAGAGUAUUUAUUUGUUCCCAAAGCUUUGCAUGUUGGAACUAUGAUUGAAAAUUGAUUUCAAAGAUUGUCACUAUUUAUCGCAUUAUCAUAUAUGUUUUGUACAUGUCACCAAAGAAUAUAGAAUUUGAUUUUCAAAACGAGGAAGAAUGCAGAAUUGCUCUUUCGAAAAUGGAAAACCUGGGACAUAAGGUUAGGGUGGAGGGACCGAAUCAACCUCAUAAAUAUUUAAGCGAAGCUUUAUCUAUGCAGAAUUUAUAACUAAUUAAAAUUUUAUAUGAAUGCAACCAUGAAUUGAUAAGGUCAGUCUGUAUCAAGUUUGUAUUGUAUUGCUUUUUAAUACCCAGCAUAAUGUAUGGUUUACUACAGUCUACACAGAGUUUGUAUUUUGAGAUCUUGUAAAUUUGGGUUAUAAAAGAAAAAAACUUCUAUAAUGCAAAAGUUCAGCACUAUGUAUGUUGGUGUAAGUUCAUUCUAUGUGCCAAAUUUUAUGACUUUUGUUUGAGUCAUGAUCACGGUUUUUAGAUUUUUUUAUGCAGAAAAGAUUUAAAUUAAGAUGCUUUCUGAGAUUUUCAUCAUCUGCAAAUAAGACAUUUUUGCCUUUAUUCUUAGCUUUUUGAAAUGUUUCCAUUCCACUUUGUUCUGAAAAAAAUUUAUAUAACAGGCAUUUUGAAAAUGUAAUGUAUCGUUUUCAUGCUUUUCUUUGUGUGUGACUUCAUUGUGAUUUUCAAGGAACUCUUUGUAAAAAGAUUAUUAAAGACUAAAAGAUAUUCAUUCUAAACUUCUUUCUUAUUUAUAGAAUUGAUUACUAACAAGAAAGUGUGUGAUUGUUUCAUUAUAGCAUUGCCUUCAGAAUUCAUUGAAAUAAAAUACUGUUUGAUAUGAUGGCAAUAACAAAAGAUUGAUUUUCAUAUCUACAAUAUUAGGACUAUUUUUAAACAUUGUAUGUGCGUGCAUCAAAUUCAUGCCUCAUUACCUUGGGAUUACAUGUUUGUUUGCACUUUGACAUGAUAGAGUUAUUUUAUGACUCUUCAACUUUUGUCUUUUGUUAUGUUUGGUAGUUUGUGUGAGGAGGUAUGGAAGCCACAGUCUUAGAUACUUUCAUUAUAUUCAUACAUAUUAUCCAUUUAAUGAUCAUAAGAAUGUGUCUUUCCUGUGUAAUAACUUGAUUGAAUUGAUUUAAAUGGUCUAUUUAAUUAAAAAAAGGUUAAUACCUUCUGUAUGAAUAAAUGAACCUCGCAUUUAGCCUAGGGAUAUGUUGAUUAAAGACCAUAUCAGAACCAGAAACAAACUUUACAUCAGUGGAAAGCUUUA
This is a messenger RNA of Lytechinus variegatus (green sea urchin), 5035 nucleotides long. Its product is annotated as protein CFAP20DC-like. The coding region runs from base 363 to 3251 and encodes 962 amino acids. The transcript has 20 exons. The record is from RefSeq and is a predicted model, not a curated record. NCBI's taxonomy places the organism in Eukaryota, Metazoa, Echinodermata, Echinoidea, Temnopleuroida, Toxopneustidae.